Schistosoma intercalatum is the source of this 369-nucleotide messenger RNA. NCBI's taxonomy places the organism in Eukaryota, Metazoa, Platyhelminthes, Trematoda, Strigeidida, Schistosomatidae. The record is from the annotation of a GenBank genome assembly.
AUGAAGACGUCAACAUCUGAAGAGAAGCACAGGAUACAGUGGACAUCAAGGAUGCAGUUGGACGAUCUAGACUUCGCAGAUGAUCUGGCCCUCCUUUCGCAAACGCAACAACGGAUGCAGGAGAAGACGAACUGUGUGGCAGCAGCCUCAGCAGCAGCAGGUCUCAAUAUACACAAAGGGAAAAGCAGGAUUCUCCGAUACAACACAGCAUGUACCAAUCCAAUCACAAUUGACGGAGAAGAUGUGGAAGAUGUAAAAGCCUUUACAUAUUUGGGCAGCAUCAUUGAUAAACAGGGUGGAUCUGAUGCAGAUGUGAAGGCGCGGAUCGGCAAAGCAAGAGUAGCAUAUUUACAACUGAAUGACGUCUAG